CCGAGUAAGGUCCAAAUACUACACCGGGCGGGCAGGUGUGGGGGUGAAAGCUAGUUUUGCAAAAGAAGCACGCCGACAUGAUUGGCGCGCUCGUAUCUCACAUUACACAACCAGACCCGACUUGGUUUGUAUAUGGGUAUGCGCAAAAUCUUCGCCUCCGGCAUAUAGGCAGAUAAAACUACCGCGAUCCCUAGUCGCCGCUCCGACCCUCAGGUGCCGUGGUGGCUACCCAAGUAGCUACCCAAGUAGCUGCUUCAAGCCGUCACCUAGCGCAGCACAUCCAGCGUCAAGCCAUCGAGAAGCUUUCACGAGCACUCUGGGUCUCUUGGAAACGCUAGAGCUUCAAGAUCGCGGCCGCCCCUACCACAAUGCUGCCAGAGCUGCUCCACUCUAGCCUCCGUGCCCUCCAAGGGCCAUACCUGGUGCCGACCGCGCUGGGCGCCGCGCUCCUCUAUGUCAUCGCCUCGUACGCGGCCGCCUACCGCCGCCUGCGCCACUUCGACGGACCAUGGCUCGGCCGAUUCUCCAGCCUGUGGAUGCUGAGCCAGAUCCCCAAGAACCAACAGGGUCGCGUCUACGAGGAGGUGAUGCGCAAGUACAACCCCGACGGCCCCUUCGUCCGCGUGGGGCCCAACGACCUCGUCACCAACUCUCCCGACAUGCUGCGGCGCAUGGGCGGCGCCCGGUCCGCCUACAAGCGCAGCUCCUGGUACCGCGCCGUCAAGUUCAAUCCGUACGGCGACUCGAUGCUAAGCCUCAUGGACACGGCCGCCCACGACAGGCUCAAGGCCAAAAUGGCGUUCGCCUACGGCGGCAAGGAGGUCCCCGGCGUCGAGGGCCUGGUGGACGAGCAGCUCGCCAAGCUCGUAGACCUGAUCCGCCGCAAGUACAUCAGCGACGAGAAGGUGGUGGCCGGCGGGGCAUUCAAGCCCAUGAACCUAAACGACGUCAUUUCCUUCUUUACGCUCGACACCAUCGGCCGCCUCGCCUACGGCCAGCCCUUUGGUUACCUCGACGCUGACAAGGACUUCAACAACUACAUGGGGAUCGUCAAGCUUAGCUUGUACGCCAUCGUUGCCGGCUGCGAAGUUCUACCGCUGCAAUCUGUUCUUCUCAACCCGCUGUUCUUGAAAUUCUUUGGGCCCAAGUCCACCGAUAAAGAGGGCAUGGGGCGUUUGAUGAAAGUCGCCGAGGAUGUCGUCACAUCACGAUACGGACCCGAUGCCAAGGAGUCCCAAGACAUGGUGGGCUCCUUUAUCCGGCACGGCGUCACCCCGGAGGAGUGCGAGCAGGAGGUGCUGCUCCAGAUCCCCGCAGGCUCCGACACCUCGGCUGCCGCCAUAAGGACCACCAUCAUGAUGCUCUGCCAGAGCCCCUUUGCAUACGGCAGGCUGCUCCAGGAGAUUGACGAGACCGUCCGGGCGAACAGCCUCGGGGAGCAGCAGAUAUCACUGGAGCUGGCCAAGACGCUUCCUUAUUUGCAGGCCGUGAUAUACGAGGGCAUCCGCCUCAGCCCACCCUUCACGGGCCUCCUGAUGAAGGAGGUGCCCGCGGGCGGCGACACGGUCGAGGGCAAGUUCGUGCCCGCCGGCACGCGCGUCGGCGUGGCCAUCCGGUCCGUGAUGCUGCGCCCCGACGUCUUCGGCCCGGACUCGCGCACCUUCCGCCCCGAGCGCUUCCUCGAGUGCGACGAGGCCGCGCGCGCCCACAUGCAGCAGACGGUCGAGCUCGUCUUCGGCUACGGCCGCUGGAUGUGCGCCGGCAAGCCCAUCGCCUUCAUGGAGCUCAACAAGGCGUACUUUGAGCUCUUCCGCCGCUUCGACAUGCAGCUCGUCAACACGAGGGACCCAGGCCAGGAGAUCAGCAACAACAUCCACUUUCACGAAAAUCUGCUCGUCAAGGUGACCGAAAGGCAGCCUCGUGUCUGAGUGUCUGGGACUUCGUGGUUGGGUACUUGGGCGACGCAGAGCACUGGGCUACGAUCGGCUGAUAGGGAAUCGGAAUAUGGCACAUGGCAGGGAGGAUAACGGCGUUACGGAUGCCCGGCACCAAGCAGGGAACGAUAGCACGAGUCCGGACGCAGCGCAGGAAGCAGCUCUGUGAUGAAUAUUGCCUCUUCAAUAUCGAAUCAAUCGUGUACACCUUGGUCCAGCACAACCACGGACCGUGAGCGAAUCCGCGAUGUCUUCCGUUGCAACCAUAGCCCCCCAAGAGCAUAGGCUCCCGAUCAGAUUGAUUUUGAACGCGAUGAAUGCUUGUCGAAAGCAAAGACCACCGGCCAGGCGGAGUGCAACAAGCACCGCCCCGGCGAGGCGUGUGAACGCUGCCGUUGUGGCAGGUCUGAGCCUUGUCACACGUCCGACCGGCCUACGCCUCGUCGCCUCGUCUUCGUCGUGCCCGUCGCUACAUGUGUGCGUUGACUUUGAACGGACACUGCCCGGCGUUCAAAGGUGCUACUUCCGGCAAGGGUAGGCGGUUUAUCACUUUCGUUCCAGUCGUCAUGGCCAAGGGAUCAAAAACAAUCCAAGGCAAGGACCACGGCAAGAUCGACAGCUAGAUCACUAGUCUUUAGUGCCCCUUAACGCGGGAUCUAUUCCAAGCCAUCCGAGCGAUCACUGACAUCAUCCAAUCUCAUUUCGUGAUCUGUCAUGGCGAUCCUUUCUCUCUCCGACUGUGGGGCGGACGUGCACCACUUUACGCCCUAGCCACCACGCGCAACAGCCCCAUCAAGACCCCCCCAGAGGAAGACGAAUUCUGGUCGCAUUGGUUCACAG
This is a messenger RNA of Gaeumannomyces tritici R3-111a-1, 2774 nucleotides long. Its product is annotated as cytochrome P450 monooxygenase. The transcript is spliced from 3 exons. Lineage: Eukaryota; Fungi; Ascomycota; Sordariomycetes; Magnaporthales; Magnaporthaceae. Bases 369 to 1928 code for a protein of 519 amino acids. Gene Ontology annotation, molecular function: oxidoreductase activity, acting on paired donors, with incorporation or reduction of molecular oxygen; iron ion binding; heme binding. The record is from RefSeq and is a predicted model, not a curated record.